GAUGGCACUGUGAUAGACUGCAUCCAGUUUGCUGAGUAGAGUGUUGGAGGCUAUUUUGUAGAUGACAUCAUCGAAGUCGAGGAUCGGUAGGUGGCGGAGUGCACAUUUAAUUGUUGCGAACGCCAUUAUACCAACGAAGAAGAAUGUCGCCAAUGACAGUUAGACCACAGCUUGAAGUUAUUGUUGUGUUUGAGGCACGAGUUAAAUGUAGCUUAGCUAGAGUAGCUUCCAAAUGUCAUAGUAGUAACGUUAGCUAGCUAGCUAGCCGUCUUAAAAGGAAGAAAAUGUCAAGAAGUGCUGUCACGAUGUUCAUCAUCAUUGCUGCUGUAUGCAGCCUGUUGCUCGUUGCUCAAGGGCAGGUGGACGAUGAGGAAUGGAUUGAUCCCUAUGAUAUGUUGAACUACGACCCAAGCACAAAGACCAUGAGAAAGCCUGCUGAGGUUUCACAGCUGCCUUCGUGCAAUCUGGUGUUCAAGCAAUUCCUCACCAAGCUUCUGAAGGAGAUUGAAAAAUUUGGCCUGCCCAGUGAUUUCCAGAAUGAUCUCUACUACGACGCCAAAGUAAGACUGUCUCGGCAAGCGUUGGCAGCGAUCUGGAAGCUUCUGGAGGGAAGGGACACCUGUAGAAUGGAGGAUCUGGACGAUGCCCUCAGCCAGAUCCUGGUGGAUCUCAAACCACAUGAACUCGAGGCCUCGAGAUGGCACUUUGAGGACACCUUUGGUGUAGAGAUCGACACAGUCAUGAAGGUGUUUGUUUGUGUCGUAAUGAUGGUGGUCAUCAUCUGCAGCGAGCUGUGGUCUACAGUCUCCUGGUUUGUCCAGUUCAAGCGAAUCUUCGCCAUCUGCUUUCUCAUCAGUCUGGUGUGGUUUUGCUUCUUCCUCCACAAGAUUGACUUUGCCGUCGACGCGAAAUGCACCGGGAAAAUUGACUGGUGGGACUUAAAUGAUUGGUACAGAGGUGCCAUGACUCUCCAGGAUGGUCUCUGUACGAUGUACAACAAAGUCCUCAACGUCACCCCAAUCCGUCUCGUAUCCCAAGCAAAGAAGCACUUUGGCCAGAGGAUCAGCGAGUUGCUCGUAGCCAUCAAUGACCUGCCGGUCACCCGGGAUAUCCCUGUGCUCCUCAUCGUGCUUUCCAUCCUGGUGUUUAUGUACUGUAGAUGCCAGGCAGCCAUCAAGCACGGCAUUACAAGACUGCUGCGCAUCGGCAGGCCCAGGGACCCCCCUCCUCCAGCCAUGGACCAGCCCGAGCCCCAGGCCCAUCUGAGAGGUACAAACCACAACCCACUGGCAGGGGGGGAGGCCCCUCAAUGCUCCCCUCCCAGGAACGUGGAGACCCUGAGGAACGACGACCGGCCGUUUAGCAACGUCCAGGAAGAGAUACAACAAGAACCAGUUGUAGCUGGGGUCACAACUGAAGGCAAUGACUCACAAGAAGCUAAACCCUCUCCAGCUAAAGCCAAACCCAAUGAGAGGGACGUGACGUCUGAAUCUAAGGUGGCUACUGACGGGGAGUCUAAGCAGCUGGCCGAGAGGCAGCCCGCACCAACUACACAAGGGAAUAAUACUCAGGAGAAGUCAUCAGAAGAGAAGAUUUCAUCUAUCUCAGGGCAGCAUGGUGAAACUGAUGGGGUGCCUGUACAAGAGACUGAACCAUCGUCGCUAGCACUAUAGACGAUGUUCUUGUCAUUGACAGCAGUGCGAAAUCUCAAAUCCGUGAGUUGGAUGCCUUAAGCCAGUUAUAAAGAUGCAGUUUCUCAAGAAAAUAAAGAAUAGUUUUUAUUUCAUUUUUUGAAAAUGUUUUUCAGUUUACAAUGUAGGCCGUAGUGAUUUUUAUCUUUUAAAAAAAGCUGUUUGUUUACCUGUCUUACAUUAUUUUUUUGUUAGGGAAAGACCAGGCUUAAUAUUGCAUAUAGAUUGUAUAGAUUCCAUCAAUGUAAUUGUCUGCAUCAUUUACAAUCCCCCAUAUAUAUAUAUUUAUAACACACAGUACUGUUCAAAACACCAGUGUCAACAUCAACAGUGAAGAGGCAACUCCGAGAUGCUUGCCUUCUAGGCAGAGUUCCUCUGUCCAGUGUCUGUUCUUUUGCCCAUCUUAAUCUUUUCUUUUUAUUGUCCAGUCUGAGAUAUGUCUUUUUCUUUGCAACUCUGCCUAGAAUUCCAGCAUCCCGUAGUCGCCUCUUCACUGUUGAUGUUGAGACUGGUGUUUUGCGGGUACUAUUUAAUGAAGCUGCCAGUUGAGGACUUGUGAGGCAUCUGUUUCUCAAACUAGACACUAAUGUACUUGUCCUCUUGCUCAGUUGUGCUCCGGUGCCCCCCACUCUUUCUAUUCUGGUUAGAGCCAGUUUGCGCUAUUCUGUGAAGGGUGUAGUACACAGCGUUGUACGAGAUCUUCAGUUUCUUGGCAAAUUCUCGCAUGGAAUAGCCUUAAUUUCUCAGAACAAGAAUAGACUGACAAGUUUCAGAAGAAAGUUAUUUGUUUCUUGCCAUUUUGAGCCUGUAAUCGAACCAACAAAUGCUGAUGCUCCAGAUACUCAAGUAGUCUAAAGAAGGCCAGUUUUAUUGCUUCUUUAAUCAGCACGACAGUUUUCAGCUGUGCCAACAUAAUUGCAAAAGCGUUUUCUAAUGAUCAAUUAGCAAUUUAAAAUUAUAAACUUGGAUUACACUAUCAAAAUAAAGUCGCACACCAUGUGUAAUCUCCCAGGUAUUUUAAUGGGUAUUUACCAACAUUUCGGCAUCACUGUGCCUUCCUCAGGGUGAUGUCAUGAAUACUUGAACCAGGUUAUGUAGACAAACAGUGCAAUUAGUGUAACCAAUGACAAUGGUGAGGGAGGGGUGUGUCAUAAUGAUUAAGUUAAUUAAAAUUAAUGAAACUGUUAAAUUGUAUAUGGCAUAUAAAAUAUAUUAUGCUAUUGUUAUCAUAUAGAAACAAUGGAGUAGUGUACAUCAUAUUAGCAUCAGCAUAUAUUAUUAAAUUCAAUUUCACAUAA
Messenger RNA from Salvelinus fontinalis (brook trout), 2989 nucleotides. Its product is annotated as chloride channel CLIC-like protein 1. The transcript has 9 exons. Lineage: Eukaryota; Metazoa; Chordata; Actinopteri; Salmoniformes; Salmonidae. Gene Ontology annotation, cellular component: membrane; endoplasmic reticulum. The record is from RefSeq and is a predicted model, not a curated record. Bases 285 to 1673 code for a protein of 462 amino acids. Gene Ontology annotation, molecular function: chloride channel activity.